Penicillium canescens is the source of this 957-nucleotide messenger RNA. Its product is annotated as SDR family oxidoreductase. The record is from RefSeq and is a predicted model, not a curated record. Lineage: Eukaryota; Fungi; Ascomycota; Eurotiomycetes; Eurotiales; Aspergillaceae. Bases 1 to 957 code for a protein of 318 amino acids. The transcript has a single exon.
AUGACUCCUUCCAUCCUUAUCGCCGGCGCCACCGGCAAUACUGGCCGAGCUGUUGCUCAAACACUGCCGAAGUUGCUUCAAUCCAGCAGCACCUUAUCCGGGUACCGCGUUAUUGCUCUCACUCGCACUUCGAGCAGUCCUGCAGCACGCGAGCUUGCUAAAUUGCCCGGAGUUGAAGUGAUCGAGCAGAACUGGGUUGAGAUCACCGCCGACUGGCUCCGCGAACACCAAGUUGCUAGAGUGUUUAUUGCAUCCCAACCCGAGCCCAACCAAUUUGCCGUAGAGUCGACCUUCCACCUCAAUGCCCUCAACGCUGGCGUCAAGUAUGUCGUGCGGAUCUCCACUACGGCUGCGAAUGUCUGUCCGGACUGCCCUGCCUACCAUCCACGCCAGCACUGGGCCAUUGAGGCUCUCCUCGGUUCACCCGAGUUCGACAACUUGCAGUGGACCUCUCUUCAGCCGAACAUCUUCUCAACACUCAUUUUGUCCCCUGCUGCGGAAUUCAUCAAGAAGUACCGCAGGACUGGAGAACAGAAUACACUUCGGUUAAUAUUGUCAAAGGAUGCACCGGUCGGCAUUAUUGAUUCCGACGAGGUUGGUGUUAUUGCAGCUCAUCUCUUAUCCCAGGAUGACACUUCCAGCCAUAAUAAGUCCAGAUACGUUCUGAAUGGACCAGAGGACAUCACUGGGAUGCAGAUUGUUGCAAUGGUUGAACAGCAUAUUGGUACACCCGUCAAAGAUGUUAGGUACAAGGACCUCUCGUUUGUCGACACGUUGUAUGAGGACAAGUAUGCGGCAACCAAGCAAUCGAAGAACAUCAUCUACUCGAGCAAGCGGGCCAUCGACACAGCGUGGGAAGGGAAAUGCUCGACUUCUACGACCAGCAACGAGAUCCUGAAGCUUUAUACUCCAAAGUGCACGCCUGCUGAUGCCUUGAAAGCGUUACUGGAGGGCUAG